UGAAAGGUAGACAUUAUACUUUUUCUACAAAAAGACAAACAUAAAAACAAAAGAAAUUGCGAAAUAAUAAUACUCGAAAGCAAAAGUUACUUCCGGUAAUCUCGACUGAUGGAGUCAAAUAAUAAAUAAUAAAGUUACCAAAUUGACUUGAACAUAACCUUGCGUCAAUCUCCGAUUGAUACACGUGCAAUAGUCGGCGGCUAUAUAUUACGGCGGUAAAAACAUAAUUGACGGUUCUGUUUGUUAAAUAAGUUAGCGGUGGUGCAGCAAUGACGACUUUGUUGCCGAAAUCCCAUCAAGAGUUUAGUAAAGCAAAUUAUUGGAACACCUUUUUCAAGAAAAGAGGAAAGAAAACUUUCGAAUGGUAUGGAGAGUUUCCAGAUCUGAGCAGCCACUUACUAAAAUAUAUAAAGCCAAAUGAUAAUGUUGUUAUAGUUGGAUGUGGUAAUUCAACUUUGGGUAUGGAUUUGUACGAUAAUAAUUAUAAAAACAUCAUCAAUAUUGAUUUGUCACAAGUUGUAAUUAAACAAAUGCUCGAAAUGAAUAAAGUGAAGAGACCAGAUUUGAUAUUUGAGGCAAUGGAUGCUACAAAAAUGACCUAUAGUGAUGGAAAAUUUAGUGUAGUGUUGGAUAAGGGAACACUUGAUGCACUAAUGUCUGAUACAAAUGAAUCUACUAUUGCUUCGACAACAAAGUAUCUUAAUGAAAUUAAAAGAGUUUUGAAGAAUAAUGGAAGGUACAUUUGUAUAUCUCUAUUACAAGAACAUAUACUGAAAACUAUCAUUGAGAAUUGUUCUUCAAAUUGUGCUAUACGUGCGAUACGUUGUCAUGAAACUGAAUUAAAAGCAAAAGAACAAGAUGAAAGUCCAAUGCCUGUUUUUAUGGUCGUAGCUACAAAAUUCAUAAAACUUCCUCAACCAAUUGUAGAAAUAGUAUUGACAGAUGGACCAUUGGUAAGACUGUCUAAUCCUGAAGAGCUUAUAAAUAGCAUUAUAUCUAUUCAAGAAUCAGCCUCCUUAUGUAACAAUCUCUAUAAAAGUUGUGUUGCUAAUGAGGGUGAAGUAUCUCUAGAUUUGUAUAAACCUGGUGAUAAAGAACCAAGAUAUACAGUGUAUAUUUUGGAUCAACUUUUAACAAAAGAAAGGAAAACCUAUGCAUGCUUCAUAGUACCACAAGGCAGGGAAAUGGAUUGGCUAUUUAGAACAAAGGAAGGCAGGCAGCAGUUAUCCAAGUCUGUGCAGUAUGACAGAUUAGCUAUUGUAAUACUGAGAAGAGGGCAAAUUUUUGAAAAUCUUAAUACAGUAAAAAAAGAACUUGCAGACAGCAUAAAAAGCUUUGCUCCAGCUGCAUUGAAAAAUCAAAUACCUUUUCUGUCACUAGGCAAAGACAUUGGUACCAGAAAAAUUUUAUACGAGGGUAACAGUAAUAUAAGUGGGCCAUUUGUAAUUGAAGAAAAUGAAACUGAAAAUGGCGUUUACAGGAGAUUGGUAUUUUUAAACAAUCAAUUUGUAAUUCAAAGUGAAGCCAAAUUGAAACAAGUGACCACUAGAAGAAAAAAGUCGAAGUAUAUUGUCGAUCCUCAUUUUGUCGCAUGUGAUCAUCAUCUCUAUAUGACUGUUGGUUUAAAAACUGCUUUACAGACUAAUGAUAAUGGAGAGAUUGUAAUAAUCGGUCUUGGUGGUGGUGGAUUAUGUACUUUUAUUCGCCAAUAUAUGUCAAGGGCAAACAUUACCGCCGUUGAAAUUGAUCCUACAAUUUUUAAAGUAGCAACAGACUACUUUGAUCUUGUUCUAGAUGAUAAAUUAAAAGUUGAGAUUACCGACGGUACGGUUUACCUGCAAAAUUCUGCUAAAGAAGGAAAGAAAUUCGAUGCUAUCCUUUUCGAUGUAGAUAAUAAAGAUCCAAGUGUUGGUAUGAGUUGUCCUCCUAAAGUAUUCAUUGAACCCGCUUUUCUAAAAACGGUUGAAACUUGUUUGUCGGACAAUGGACUUUUCAUACUGAAUCUCGUUGCGAGAAAUGAAACUCUUCGUAACGAAGUAAUUAGCGAUUUAAAGAAAAUAUAUAAAUUUGUAGCCACUUACAAACUAUUGGAUGAUGUCAACGAGAUUGUUUUUUGUGCAAAAAAUGAAAAAGAUUUCAAAGAAUGGAGAAAUUCGGUUGCGGAAUCGGCUAAGAGUAUAAAUUCUCAAGUAAAAGCAAAAAAACCAGAGGCAGAUAACUUUUUUGAAAUUACCUCACUACUUAGUAAUUUGAGUAUUGCUAGUUGAAAGUAAAUUUAAUUUUUAUUAUAACUAAAGAUUAGUG
Molecule: messenger RNA, 2304 nt
Organism: Phymastichus coffea
Lineage: Eukaryota; Metazoa; Arthropoda; Insecta; Hymenoptera; Eulophidae
Product: eEF1A lysine and N-terminal methyltransferase homolog
Exons: 8
Coding region: 270-2267 (665 amino acids)
Source: RefSeq, a predicted model, not a curated record